AUGUUCCUAGUGAACAUCCUCCUGGCAACUUCGCUUCAUCAGGCGUUUCUAGGGCUGGCAGACCCAGUGGUGGAAGUGGAGAAGCGAAGCUCGGGUUUCCAAAAUAUCGUAUACUUUACCAAUUGGGGCAUCUACGAGCGGGACUAUCAGCCAGCGCAGCUGCCGGUUUCCCAGGUGAACCAGGUUCUUUAUGCGUUCGCAAAUCUUCUACCCGACGGGACCGUCUUCUCUUCAGACACCUAUGCCGACCUCCAAAAGCACUACGGUAACGACUCGUGGAAUGACGUCGACAACGACGCUUACGGCUGCGUUAAGCAACUCUACCUUCUGAAGAAGAAGAACAGACACCUUAAGGUACUGUUAAGCAUUGGGGGCUGGACAUUCUCGGUCAAUUUUGCCAAGGCCGCUAGCACCCUGACAACUAGGUCUACCUUCGCAAAGUCUGCCGUGACGUUGAUGAAGGAUUGGGGCUUUGACGGCCUCGACAUCGACUGGGAAUACCCAGCCGACGAGGUCCAAGCCGACAACAUGGUUACUCUGUUGCAGACCGUGCGAAGCGAGCUUGACGCGUAUGCCGCUCGGCACGCCGGCGGCUACCACUUCCUCCUCACGGCCGCCGUUCCCGCCGGUCCUCAGAACUACAACAAGAUGAAGCUAGGCCAGAUGGCAGGUCUGCUCGAUCACUUUAAUCUAAUGGCUUAUGAUUACGCAGGCGCCUGGGACGCGACCUGCGGCCACCAGGCAAACCUGUACCCGAACCCCGACAACCCGACGUCCACGCCUUACUCGACCGAUGCUGCCAUCGAAAGCUACAUCAGCGCCGGCGUCCCGGCUGGAAAGAUCGUGCUCGGGAUGCCUCUAUACGGCCGUUCCUUUGAGGCUGCCAGUCACGGUCUCGGAGGAUCGUAUUCGGGCGUCGGCCGGGGAUCCUGGGAGCAGGGCGUCUGGGACUACAAGGCGCUCCCGCGCGAGGGGUCGGCUGAGAUACACGACGCAGACGCCGGCGCCACUUAUAGUUACGACGGCGUCUCCGAGGAGCUGAUCAGCUAUGAUACUGCCGAGAUGGUCAAGAACAAAGUUUCGUACCUGCAGAACAGGGGUCUCGGCGGCGCGAUGUUCUGGGAGGCGUCAGGCGACCGGCCCGGCAACGGAAGUUUGGUCGCCGCCUCGUUCAGUGGCCAGGGAAGGGCGGGAAUCUUCGACGAGACGCAAAACCUCCUCAGCUACCCCACGAGUCGGUACAACAACAUCAAGAACAACUUGACGUAA
Molecule: messenger RNA, 1269 nt
Organism: Hypoxylon trugodes
Lineage: Eukaryota; Fungi; Ascomycota; Sordariomycetes; Xylariales; Hypoxylaceae
Product: glycoside hydrolase family 18 protein
Exons: 5
Coding region: 1-1269 (422 amino acids)
Biological process (GO): chitin catabolic process; carbohydrate metabolic process
Cellular component (GO): extracellular region
Molecular function (GO): chitin binding; chitinase activity
Source: RefSeq, a predicted model, not a curated record